Messenger RNA from Trypanosoma theileri, 984 nucleotides. RefSeq names its product actin-like protein. The record is from RefSeq and is a predicted model, not a curated record. NCBI's taxonomy places the organism in Eukaryota, Euglenozoa, Kinetoplastea, Trypanosomatida, Trypanosomatidae. The coding region runs from base 1 to 984 and encodes 327 amino acids. The transcript has a single exon.
AUGGACACAACUUUUGUUCUUGACUAUGGCUCCCACACAGCGAAAUACGCAUCUUUCUCCAAAUCUGAUAAGACAUCCUCUUUUGAUGUUGGUGUAAAUGAAGUACAGAGUCGAGCUUUUGUGGAUGAUGAAUUAGAUGUGGUGGCGUUUGGAAAACACUUGGCAGAAUUAAUCUCCGAAAACUGUCCAGCUGAUGCCGAAUUGAACCUUUCAUUACUAAUAGAUGUUUUGCUACCACGACGGAAGCGAGAAUUACUUUUAAAAUGUUCUUUUGAGUAUCUAGGAGCUAAACAAGUUUUUCUCGGUUACACAGCCGCUACUUCUCUCUUUUCAGUUGGUGAAACUACAGGUAUUAGUGUAGAUGUUGGAUACCGCGGUGUGCGUGUGGUUCCUGUUGUGAGUGGUGUUAUUCAGACAGCGCUCUCUGCGGAUGUACAGAGUGUAGGGGCACGCAAUACGGAUCGGGUAUUACGUCAGUAUAUUCCUAGCGCUAAUGAAUCACUUCUUUUUACAUUAAAAUCGAAUGCAUGUUUUAUUGGUGAUAAGACUCCAACCUUACCAUCACACAUUACACUACCGGAUGGAAAUAGUUUACCAUUUCCUUUAUCUUUUUCUGCAUGUCGAGAAGCCGGUGAGGCGUUAUUAUUUCAUCCACCCUACACUCGAACUCCUGAUGUUUUACAAUAUACACAUCAAAAGUGUUUACUAGAGUUUCCCAAUAUGAAACAUUGGGUACUUGUAGGUGGGGCUUCUUCUAUUAGAGGUACGCGUGAGAUUCUUCAUAGUUCGAUGAGUCAUACUAUUAUACCUCAAAAAGAGCAUUUUCAUCAACUGCAGGUUAAGACACCAAUGCAGGCAGCGAUAUCAGGUGGAAUUAUUCUCUCACAACUCAGUAGUUUUAAAGGUAUGUGCGUAAAUGUGGAAGAGUAUGCGGAAGAAGGACCGCAUCGUUGUGUUCAUCUCAAAUCUGUUGAUGGUAGGUGA